CUUAUCGACAUCUUUUGCCAAUACCCCUACAUCUACAUCUACACACAAUGGCCGCAUCUCUAGCCGCAUCAGUCGACUCCCUGCAGUCCUCCCUCAACAUCCUUGACUCCUCCAUCGACACUCUCGACGCCGGUAUCAGCGACUUCCCCCGCCUCUCCAAAGUCCUACAAACCACCCGACACUUUGAACUUCUCCCCGAACCAACCCUCCGCGAAGCCCAGCAGUCCCUCCUCGAUGAAAUCACCCCCAGCAUCGCCCACCUGCUCUCCCUAGCGUCGAACCACGUCGAGAAGCUCUCCCGUCGCGAACAGGGCCUGCGCGCAAAAUGCGAGCUGCAGGAAGGAAGACUCUACUCGGGUGAGAGCCGUCAACCGCCCAGCCGUCCGCAGAGAAGCAGCGCAUUUGGCGAUCGGUCGAAGGCUGCCUCCGCGGCGAAAGCGGCUGAGUAUAGGCGCUUGGUUCAGAAGAAAGAGCGGCUUCAGUAUGCGGUCGAGAGGUUGGAGCUGCAGGGUAAACAGCGGGAGAGGCAGUUGAGGAAGAGUAUGGCUAUUCAGUAGGGCGGUGUCUCUACCUGACAAAGCAGAGCUCUGCACUCUGUCUGUCGUGGACAAAGACGCAAAAUUUAAGAGGGGCAUACUAGAGGAAUAUGCAAGCCUCACCCGAUCCUCGCCGAUCUGAACAAAGGGGGCAAAGUCUCACAUUGGCCAUCCUUGCUUGCUUCAGAGGUUAUUGCGCGGAAAGGCUCAGAUUGUAGUCUUCCAGAAGACGGCCUUUUUGGUCAGCAAGAGGGAAAAGGUCUUACUGCAGCAUGCCUACAGCGGUACUUUAUACCCGAAUUCUCCUAUUUCAAAGGAUGAUAUCAAAGCAUGAUGCUCAGGGCCUCGAGCAAGGCUCGUCCAUCGGCUUUGAAGCGUCCAAUCGGCUGUUUGACAGCUUUCAAUGUACAUAGAAUCAUUAACGACGAAGAGAUGAGAAAUGGAUAUGCUAAACCUGAG
Aspergillus steynii IBT 23096 is the source of this 995-nucleotide messenger RNA. RefSeq names its product DASH complex subunit SPC19. Bases 48 to 557 code for a protein of 169 amino acids. The record is from RefSeq and is a predicted model, not a curated record. Lineage: Eukaryota; Fungi; Ascomycota; Eurotiomycetes; Eurotiales; Aspergillaceae. The transcript is spliced from 2 exons. Gene Ontology annotation, biological process: attachment of spindle microtubules to kinetochore. Gene Ontology annotation, cellular component: spindle microtubule; DASH complex.